Messenger RNA from Entamoeba nuttalli P19, 2589 nucleotides. Its product is annotated as calcium-gated potassium channel protein, putative. The coding region runs from base 1 to 2589 and encodes 862 amino acids. NCBI's taxonomy places the organism in Eukaryota, Evosea, Mastigamoebida, Endamoebidae. The record is from RefSeq and is a predicted model, not a curated record. The transcript has a single exon.
AUGAAUGGAAGUAAGAUUGAAAUGAUUACAAAUGGAAUUGAUGAUAUUAACAUUCAAACAACUGUUGCACAUGGAUUUGAUUCAUAUAAUAAGAAUGAAAAUAAAUCAAGUAAUAAUCGAGGAACAAGAAUUAAUAAACCAUUUAAAGAACAAACGAUUCAAUUUAUUAGAUGGUUAAGAAAAUCGUAUGUAACAGGAAUUGUAAUAGUAAUUGAUAUUUUAAUGAAUUUAUUUUUAUGUAUACUUAAUAUUAUUGAUACAUAUUUUGAUAAACCAGAAGAAAUGAAACCAUUAUUAUAUAUUGAAUUUAUUGUAAAUUGUUAUUUAUUAAUAUCAUGGAUGUAUGAAUGUAUUGUAAAUUUACAUACUCAAAGAUUUAUGCUUCCAAUAUCAUUAUCUAUUCUUAUUAUUACAUUUAUACCAUUAGUUUAUUAUGUUAUUACAGAAGAAUCAAUAUUUCAUAAUUGGGAAAAUCAUAGUCAUGUUUAUUCACUUUGUUUCUUUAGAGUAUUAUAUCUUGAUUGUUUACUUUCUGAAGCAUUAGUUUAUUUUUGGGUUGGUGAAAAUCAAAAAUUAUUUCAUAUUGUAGAUAAAAUAUCAAAUACUAUUGUAUUUCUAUUGUCUUUACUUUAUUUUUCUGCUUCUAUUUUUCAUUUAUUAGAAGGAUUUAAUCCAUCAAAUAGUUUUCAUCAAUUUCAUAAUUGUUUUUAUUUUUGUGUUGUAACAAUUGUUACAGUUGGAUUUGGUGAUAUGUAUCCACAAACUAGUCUUGGAAGAAUUUAUUGUACAUUGUAUAUAUUAGCUUUCUUUUUUAUAUUUCCAAUGAGAUUAGGUCAAAUUAUUACUGCUUUAAAUCAACGAACACAAUCACGAUUGUUUUAUGCUAAUAAACAUGUUCUUUAUACUGGUGAUUCACAUUUACUUCCAUAUUUUAUUCCUAAAAUUAAAAGUGAUAUGGUAGCAUUAUUACCUAAAUUUGAUUAUCGCGUAUUAUCAAAAAGAAAAUAUAAACGUUUUUUUUAUAAUGGAGACUCACAAAAUGAAUUUGAUUUACAUCAAUCUAAUUCAGAAAAAGCAAAACAAGUAAUUUUAACAUCAGAUGGAAAUGAUCAACUUACUUUUUUAAGAUGUAAAACAUUAUUUCAAAUAUGUUCAUGUCCAAUAUUCGUUUAUAUUAAAAAACCUGAUUUAUUUAGUGUAUUUAAAACAUUAGGAGCAGAAGUAUUAUGUGAAGAAUAUGUUAGAUUAAUGUUAGCUGGUGAAAUGUGUGUUCCACAUUAUAUUGAUGUAAUGAGGUCAUUAUUUUCAAUUAAAACACGUAAAAGUCAAAUUAAUUUAUUAAGAAAUUUUAAAACACCACAAUAUUUUAUUGGUAAAACUGGAACAGAAGUAGAAAAAAUAAUUAUGAAUGAAUUAGGAUGUGUUAUUGUUGGAAUAAUGUCAGGAGAUAGAAUUGAAUAUUUUAAUUGUUCAAAACAAUUAGAUGCAAAAGAUAGAAUAUUUAUUAUUUCAAGUGAAAGUAAAUAUCAAAGAAUUAAAGAACAAAAAAUAUCAUCAGUUAUUAAUUCUGAUAUUUUUAUUUCAGAAGAAGAACCAACAAAAAUUAUUAAAAACCAACCACAAACUUUUCAUAAAAAGAAAGUUAUGUCAAGUUGUAUUAUUAAUAAAGUAACAAGUUCAUAUCAUAAAUUAGUUGUUGGAUAUCAUCGUGGAGUUGAAUUAAUUCUUAGAAAAUUUAGAGAACGAAAUGAUGAUCUAUUAAUAAUAGCAGUAAGAGAUUUAAAAGAAAUUGAAGCCGAUUGGAAGGUAUUAAGUAAUAUUGAAAAUUUCUUUGUUAUAAUUGGAAAUUUACAUGAAGAAACAUUUUAUGAAAAAUUAAAUAUUAUGAAAGCAACAACAAUAAUGAUUUUACCAAGUGAUAGACUUGGAAAAGAUGAAAGUGAUGUUAUAAUAAUAGCAACAAUUGUACAAUCAGUAAUAGAAAAGAAAAAAAUAUUAUUAGAAACAGAAAAUGAAGUAAAAAUGAAAUUAACACCUAAAAUAAAAAUACCAAUAAUUUGUGAAAUUGAAAAACAAGAAAGUGAAAGAUUUGUUAAGGAUUUUGCAACAACAUUUUCUAAUUGUUAUGCACCAGAAAUGAUUUGUAAUAUGGUUCGUUAUAAAUUUAAUAAUAGAGUAUGGCUUGACUUUUCUACUGUAACAAGUGAUGUCUCAGUUGUUAGUGUUCAAGUACCUCCUGAAAUGGUAAAUUAUCCAUUUCAAUUAAUUUUUGAAUUUAUGUUAGAAAAAAAUGCAAAAUGUCUUGGAAUAUUAAAACAAAAACAUGGAAAAUAUCAUUUAUAUUCAAAAAAGAAUUAUUUAUUACAAUCAAAUGAUAUUUUAUUUUGUGUUGUAAAACAACGUGAAAUUAGAACAGUUAAUUCAAAAAUAUCACAUUUUAGUCCAUCUGUUUCAUGUUCUCCUUCAUCAUUUGGAUUAAUAAAUAGAAAUAUAAAUCGUUUAAGUCAAACAAAACCAGUAGUUAUUAAUUUUAAAAAAGAUGUUGAAAUAAAUCCAUUUGAUAGUUCAUCUUCUUCUUCAAGUGAAUGA